Molecule: messenger RNA, 1137 nt
Organism: Ramularia collo-cygni
Lineage: Eukaryota; Fungi; Ascomycota; Dothideomycetes; Mycosphaerellales; Mycosphaerellaceae
Product: related to cell wall glucanase
Exons: 2
Coding region: 1-1137 (378 amino acids)
Biological process (GO): fungal-type cell wall organization; carbohydrate metabolic process
Cellular component (GO): fungal-type cell wall
Molecular function (GO): glycosyltransferase activity; hydrolase activity, hydrolyzing O-glycosyl compounds
Source: RefSeq, a predicted model, not a curated record
AUGUUUCGCCUCCUCCUCCCCCUCACCAUCCUAGCAGGUCGCGUCGCGGCGCAAACAUUCACAAACUGCAAUCCCCGCAAUUCAACAUGUCCCGUCAACCCAGCUUUGGGAACAACACUCGAGGAAACCUACAACGCCACCACCACCGAAUUCAAUCCCAAUCUCUGGACCAUUGAUGCCGGAAAAUCUCUCAUUCAAUUCGGCGACGAUGGUGCUCAACUAUCCCUCUCCAGCGAAAAAGAUACCGUAACCCUAAUCUCGACCUUUUUCAUCUUCUGGGGAGUCGUAGAAUUCAUCAUGAAGGCAUCGCCUGGAACCGGCCUCAUUUCCACCGUCAUUCUGCUCAGUCAGGAUUUGGAUGAAAUAGACUGGGAAGUCAAAGGCAGCAACACGACGACCGUCUCCAACAACUACUACGGCUGGGGAAAUCUCGACCAAAUGUUCUCCGAAUACCCAGCAGUGGAUGGUCCACAGCAAGAUUUCCACAACUACACCAUUGAUUGGAAYGCCGAGCGCAUCCUCUUCUACCUCAACAACGCCCUCGUGCGAACCGUCAAUGCCGCGGAGCCAGGCCUCUACCCUCAAACCCCCUCUCGCGUGCAGUUCGGAACUUGGUGCGGAGGCUGUUCCAAAAACCAAGGAACGGUGGAUUGGGCUGGUGGCAAACCCGAUUGGAGUGGUGCGCCAUAUACCAUGACUGUCAAGAGUUUGAGAGUCGUGGAUGGAACUUCCAAUGCUACCGAGUAUGCAUAUGGCGAUAUGAGUGGUUCUGCUGCAAGCAUUAAAAUCACCGAAGGUAAAUCCAAAGCAUACAAACACCUCAACUCCGAAAGCACCUCGCAAAAAAUCUCCAAACAAUGGACCGGCAUGUCCACAGGCGCCAAAAUCGGCAUCGCAUGCGGCAUCGCCGCGGCAUUCCUCCUCGCAUUCGUGGCGUUUGGAUUCUAUUGCGUCAAGCAGCGCAAGGAAGGGAAAUUGGAAGCUGCGAUGCAUGAUGAGAAGUGGGCCGAGCAGAAUGCCGAGUUGAUGGAGUAUAGGACUAUGAUGGCCAAGGGCAACUUUGCUGUUAGUAGGCAGAGUAUUCUGAUGGAUGGGAAGAUGGAGCAGCAGGUGCCGCUGAAUCGGGGGAGGAUUUGA